GAUUGCGACUGCCAGGUGUUAACACCUAAAUAAAAGCUCACCGUGAGAGCUUAAAAUCUAAGCUUUAGAUGAUCAUUAAUUAGCAUGCAACAAAUUUCACUUAUCAGGUCGUUGAUCGUAACAUUUCCGUUACAAAUUGAUUUUUGCAUGUGUAGCACGAAAAUAGCGUCCCGGGCGUCGCAGCGUACGCGCCGACAGUCGAGACACCAGCGCUGGACGCCUAGCCCGUUCCCCCGUUCCGCCCUAGCACAAAAAUACAUCCGACAUUGCGUGAACUCUUAUCACAUCACCACUCCUUUUGGAAUACAGUGCAGUGAAAUAAAUGUUUGACCUGUGAUGAAAUUAAUCGGAAUGUGAUUUUGAUGUGUAUUUGUUUGGACAAAGUCCAAGUAUAUUAGUGAACCGUAUAAGUGCAAGGUCUGCCCUUAAUUGUCUGCGCGAACAGAAUGAGAUUUUACUAGUCAUGAAUAACGGCACAAGACGAGCCUUAACAGGCUCUAUUCACAAAAUUAGAGAAUUCGAGUUGGAAAAAGUGUGUUUGGUUGAAGAAUUUGACAUACUGCAAAUAGUCGGCGAAGGAUGGUUUGGAAAAAUACUUCUUGUGGAGCACCGAGCUUCCGAUACAGAAAUUGUACUGAAGGCCUUGCCGAAGCCUUACGUGUCCAUACGAGACUUCUACAGAGAGUUCCAUUAUGGAUUACACCUCAGUGCACAUAAAAACAUAGUAACUACAUUCGAUGUUGCUUUUGAGACUGCCGGAUUUUACGUAUUCUGUCAGGAAUAUGCUCCUUUGGGUGACCUCACAUCGAACAUGCUUGACACAGGAAUAGGAGAAAGUCAUACAAAACGAGUAGCGAGACAAUUAUCUUCUGCAUUGGAACAUCUUCAUCAAAGAGAUUUGGUGCAUAGAGAUGUAAAACUUGACAACGUCCUAAUAUUUAAGUCAGAUUUUUCGCGAAUAAAACUAUGUGAUUUUGGAGAGACCAGAAAAGUUAAUUCGUCAGUGCGAAGAAGGAACGAAUGGCUGCCCUAUUCUCCUCCUGAAGUAUUAAAAUUACCCAUGGAUGCCAGUUACAAAGCGUUAAUAACACACGACGUUUGGCAAUUCGGAAUUGUUAUUUUCAUCUGCCUCACGGGUUGCUUGCCGUGGCAAAAGGCGGCUUUUGAUGACCCACGGUAUACAAGCUUUUACAAUUGGUAUAAUAGUUCAAACCCCUUGAAGAAACAACCAAAGCUAUGGAAAAUGGUAUCAUCAAGAGCCCAAAAAAUGUUCAAGAAAUUUGUAGAACCCAGAGAAGACAAGAGAGCCAUUAAUUUCCAAGAAUUGUCAAGGUAUUAUGAUGAUCGAUGGAUGGCUAAAGGUUACACGGAUAGAGUUGCGGGAAGUGACAUAGAUGAACUUUGCCCCUCAAUGUAUAGUUUCCACAGCGAUGUCAAUGAAAAGAAUAUCCUUUUGAAACAUUUCCGAGACAAUGGUAUUGAGACGACAGUUGACCGUCAAGCCAAAAAACAAAGGAUACGCGAUUGGAUUCAGAAUAGUGUCAUUGAAGAAGGGGAUGAAGAUGACGAAGAAAAUCCCGAGCUGAUGUUUGAUGAAGAAACUGACGAAGAACUUCAAGAUACAUCUCGAGGACAUCCAAUUGAUGAAAGUCAUCGAGUUACAUUGCGUUACGAUACUGAAAAACAUAUAAAUCCUAGAACUGGUGAAGUAAUCGAAGGAGUUAAACCUCCACCUGAGAAAAACCCUCUUUCUUAUGAUGUGCAAAACAUUGAACCGGUAGCUCCAGCAAAUGUCGUUCGAAGGUACGGGGUCAAAGAAGAAGGUUCAUCUCAUAGCUCCACAAAAGACAGCGCGUAUGGGUCAAUGGAAGGAAAACUUCUAGGCCAAACAACCCAGUCGUAACACAAAAUGGCUUCAGUCCUGGUCCAAGACAGCAUCAAACGAAACCUCAAGCUUACGUAUCUAUGAAAGAAACAGCGUACGAUAUCGUGCGCAAUGAACCUAGUUCUACGACGGACAAUAACACAAAUUUAACUCAAGCAUUAGUAUCCGAUAGUCCCUAUACUUCAAUGAUGAAUAUUGUUCAGGGUCAAAUUAAAAUUAGUCCACAUGGUAGUGAAUCUAACCGAAAUGUAGUUAAUGUUUCAGUUACCAAUGUUAGUCGUAGUAAAAAGAAAUAAUUGCUCAAGGUGGACUUGUUAUGAAUUGUAUAAUAUAAAUACAGCAAGUGUAUUGUUUAACACAGAUUUACACUUUGAACUGGUUGAUGUAAAUAAUAAAUUGAAGUCUACUCAUUAUAGUUAUUAUAAAUGGUAGUAAGUCACUGACUCGUACAAUAAUGAUUGCCAAAAAACAAGAUUGCAAAAAUACUGGUCACAUUAAUAAUCACUAAGCGUCCCGUUUCGAGUCCCGUUUAUUAAGUUUUCAUGAUUACUUAUGAAUUAUGAUGUAAAAAAUAAAUCACACACUGUAAUAGGCCCUACACUAAGAACACUCCUUUUAAAUGCUUUACCAGAUAAGCGACUACCUAUUUACACAAAAAAAUAUAUAUCCAGGGAUCAAAGCAAACGGCAAACUAUUUGGAAAAAGAGCUAUCUGUAUUUACUACUGUAAUUGGAAUUUUUUAAGAACUCAGUGAAAUAACUUUUCGGAUGAAUUGAAGAGCCACAACAGUACUUCCAAAGAGCUGCAUGUGGCCCGUAAGCCGCAGUUGGACGACCAAAGUUUAACUUGGGAGUUCCUUUUCCAGGUUGGAUAAAAGGCGCUAGACGGAUACUUUUUAAUAUUUUUGUAAAAUGUAUCAGCAGUUUUUCAACAACGGUUAACGUAGGUAUAUUGAUGAUUAAAGGUAGGGAGGAUUUUUCUCAAAAUGUGGUUUAAAAGGAGUAGUUACUGUAUUUAAGAUGUCUUACAGUUUGAAACAUCUGCUAGAAGUGGAACACUUGAGACACUUUUAUAAGCUUAUUGAUAUAUUUAUAACUGACAUUUUGGCAUAACUCUAUUCAAUAUAAUACAAAAUGAAGCACCUAAAGUUCGUAUAAUGCAAAGUUUCAAGUACUUAAUGAGUAUUAUGUUUGCACUCUUUAGAUAUUAGUAGUGCAUUUGUUGAAAAUGUAUAUUUAAUACAAAUUACGUAAAAAGGUCAAAUAAAUAAAAAAUAAUGGUUAUCAAUAUGCUGGCUGUGAUUGAUAUAGUUUUCUUGACGUUUGUUGUGUUGUCAUUAAAAAUAGAAAGUUAUUAGUUCUUCAACGGAUUGCAAUGACGUAAUGUUGUAUACUUAAUUUAAUAGAGAUGUAUUAUUAUUUAAAGAACUACGAUCAAAUUACCAGCUAUUUGACGAUUUAUGGAUAAUGCAUAAGGAAUGUCACCAUAUAUUAUGUACAGUCGAGGAAAUUGAUUCUUUAGCAGGUUGUGGUUCACUUUACACUAGAAAGCUCAAAUUUACUUAAACCGCAAAUUGCUAAAGAAUCAAUUUCCUAGACCGUACAACAAGCAGGUUUCAAAUAAUACCGUUUAAUUAAUUUACAGCGAUAGUUUUGUGUAGGUUAAAAUAAAGACAUUUUAUGUUACUUAUGUAUAAGAAGAUAUUUAUUUAAAUUUUGUAAAUUUUCAAAAUAAAUAAAUAAUUUGC
Messenger RNA from Cydia pomonella (codling moth), 3632 nucleotides. Its product is annotated as serine/threonine-protein kinase SBK1. Gene Ontology annotation, molecular function: ATP binding; protein serine/threonine kinase activity. NCBI's taxonomy places the organism in Eukaryota, Metazoa, Arthropoda, Insecta, Lepidoptera, Tortricidae. Gene Ontology annotation, biological process: peptidyl-threonine phosphorylation; peptidyl-serine phosphorylation. The transcript has 9 exons. The record is from RefSeq and is a predicted model, not a curated record. The coding region runs from base 464 to 1903 and encodes 479 amino acids.